GUGGUUGGCUUGACUGGGGGCAUUGCUUCCGGCAAAUCCACCGUAUCUCGCCUUUUGCAAGGCUCUCAAAUUCCAGUCAUUGAUCUGGAUGUGCUAGCUCGAGAAGUCGUCAGGCCUGAGGAUGCCUCUGGAACGCUCUCGAAGCUUGUCAAUGCCUUUGGGCAUUCCAUCCUGCAGCCUUCGGGAGAGCUGGAUCGGGCCGCGCUUGGAAGAAUAGCCUUUCCGGAUGAGAAGAAGCGCAAAAUUUUGAACAAGAUUACGCACACGGCCAUUAGGAAACGAAUGGCUUGGUUAUUGGUCAAGCAUUGGCUCACGGGCAGCAAGCGCGUCGUCGUCGAUACGCCCCUAUUGAUCGAGGCCGGCCUGUGGAAGUUUUGUGGUCAGAUACUGCUCGUUUGGUGCUCUCCCUCCGAUCAGCUCAGUCGCUUGCUCUCUCGCGAUGGACCCUCAGGAUUGACGCAGUCCGAUGCCGAGUCGCGUCUCAAAGCUCAACAUGCCCUCUCGAGCAAGCUGCCUUACGCAGAUGUCGUGCUCGACAACUCUUCCGCGCUCCAAGGCAGCUCUGCAGAAGAGCAGACUGGCUCGACGCUAGGUGCUAAUGCCGCCUCUCCAGCUCUUCAAGAGCAAGUGCAAGCCUUGGUCAAGAGUUGGCAGAAGCAGCAGAGCACAUUGCUCGGAAGCGUCUCUUGGCUUGCUAGUUGGAUCAUUCCCCCCGUGGGCGUCCUUGCCGGGGUGUGGGCGAUUUUCCGC
Messenger RNA from Ceraceosorus guamensis, 750 nucleotides. Its product is annotated as CoaE-domain-containing protein. Lineage: Eukaryota; Fungi; Basidiomycota; Exobasidiomycetes; Ceraceosorales; Ceraceosoraceae. Gene Ontology annotation, molecular function: ATP binding; dephospho-CoA kinase activity. Gene Ontology annotation, biological process: coenzyme A biosynthetic process. The annotation marks the transcript as partial. The record is from RefSeq and is a predicted model, not a curated record. The transcript is spliced from 3 exons.